GCGCAUGCGCAAAAUGCAUAGAGACGUGAAGCUUUAUCGUCAACAACCUCGCGAAUUUGUACCGUCCUAGAUCUUUAUACCAUUUAAUUUGGAGGGAAAUCAAUUUCUUUUGAAUAAAUAUCACCAUGAAAAGAAGUAAAAAGAAUGCUGGAAAUCAGGCAAAAGAAUUCCACCUUCUAAAAGAAUCAAGAGAGUCCCUUGAAAAAAUGUUCAAAGAUCUAACCAAAGACAAUAUCGGUACCCAGAAAGAAGGAAAGUUGGAUAGAUCACAGUUUAGAGACGUGCUCCACAGAAUAUUUAAGAUGACAGAUGAUGUUAUAAUGGACAGAGUCCUGAGGGCAUUUGAUAAGAAUAACGAUGCCUGCAUCUCCAAGGAUGAGUGGUUAUCCGGUCUCUCCGUCUACCUGGAAGGAAACCUGGAACAGAAAAUUGAAUUUUGUUUCCAGGUGUAUGAUCUCAACAGUGAUGGCCAUAUUUCAAGAGAGGAGAUGUUUCAUCUUCUAAAGACAUCGAUCGUGAAGCAACCGACGGAGGAAGACCCUGAGGAGGGAAUCAAAGAUCUGGUUGAGAUCCUCAUCAAGAAAAUGGAUAUUGAUCACGACGGAAAGCUGUCUUAUCAUGAUUUCAGGACAUCUGUAUAUGCUGAGCCGCUACUCCUAGAAUGCUUUGGGACAUGUUUACCGGAACAGAGGACUUGCGAGAAUUUCAUGUUGGCAUGCAAACGACGGAUGAUGGAGGAUCCGCUGUUUCCAGAGCCUCGUUUACCUCAUAAGGGUUACCGAAGUACGGAGUGUUGUUGCUCUUCCGAUGAUGAACACGACGAGGAGGAGGAUGUCCUGCGAAUAAUGGAAAUUGUACAGGAGAGAUCCAAGGGGAAACACGCCUCCCACUCCCUGGGGAGUGCUGUGUCCGGUAAUUGAUUCAUUCAUGGCGAUGUUUGCAGAACCAAACCCGUAGCAAGUUCCGUCAAGGAGUCCAGUACUCAUUCCAAUUAUUCCAUACUUUUAAUAUAUCUUUAAAAAAAAAACAUAUUUAUUAUAGAUCAAGGCAUGGGAGAACAUCACCCAAAACAUGCAUUUUCAAUGUGUUACACUGCCUGUAUUUUGUUAUAAAAAAUUAUACUGUCAAUAUCUUUGGUGCCUUGUUACAUGAAAGAUAUAAAUGAUCUUACGAUUGAUAUCAGGCACAAGUCUUUGGCAAAUAAAGCCUAUAUUUACUAUUGAUCAUAUGAUUGCCAUUGAUAUUGUAAUUCAUUUCAUGUGGCAGUGUACAGAUUUCAUGAAAACGUUUACUAGUGGUCAGCAUGCGUGACCUCGGUGAAGAUUUAUUGUAAAGUUCCGAUGGGUGUUUACAUAAAGCGGUUUGUAAGCCACAUGUACGAGUCGCUUCAUGAACGACUGGUGAUCCUCAAUUCUUAAGAGCUAAAUCAACACCAAUGAAAAUUGGCCAUUUGGUGCACACAAUUUUCAACGAAAAAUAGAAUCACUAUUCAUUCAUGAAGUCAAUUGUAACUUACCAACAGCUUAUUAUGAAACACCUACCCGGGUAAAGCUCAAUCACUGGUGUCCAAAGAAUGAUAUUUAUGAAUAUGAAAAUUCCCCACUCCCUUUCGUGGCUUUAUGUGUAUACAUGUAU
Molecule: messenger RNA, 1635 nt
Organism: Lytechinus variegatus (green sea urchin)
Lineage: Eukaryota; Metazoa; Echinodermata; Echinoidea; Temnopleuroida; Toxopneustidae
Product: EF-hand calcium-binding domain-containing protein 1-like
Exons: 8
Coding region: 126-920 (264 amino acids)
Molecular function (GO): calcium ion binding
Source: RefSeq, a predicted model, not a curated record